AUGGCUCCUGCUGAGAACAUGAGUGUUCUCUCUACUGCAGAUCGCUGUCCCAACUGCAGCUCCUCCACCCACCCAGAGGUGGAUGUUACCAAGGUGGUGGUUCUGGGGAUGGUGCUGGUGGUGUUUGCAGUGUUCGGGGUCCUCGGUAACAUCCUAGUCAUCCUGUCAGUGUUGUUCCACCACCACUGGCGCUCUGUGACACAUUACUUCAUUGCCAAUCUGGCAGCAGCAGACCUUUUGCUCAGCUCCGCCGUCCUGCCCUUCUCUGCCACCUCCGAGGCUCUGGGCAGAUGGGUGUUCGGCCGCUCCUUCUGCAGCGUCUGGGCCGCUCUGGACGUGCUCUGCUGCACUGCCUCAAUCCUCAGCUUGUGUGUGAUCUCUAUCGACCGCUACCUGGCUGUCAGCUACCCUCUGCGUUACCCUUCUAUAGCUACGGGACGGCGAGGCCUGACAGCGGUGGCUGCUCUCUGGGGACUCUCGGCAGCCAUAUCUGUGGGCCCUCUGUUUGGCUGGAAGGAGCCCGACCCGGAGGAUGAGACGGUGUGCCGAAUCACAGAGGAGCCCGGCUACGCCUUGUUCUCAGCAUUAGGAUCUUUUUACAUACCUCUGGCCAUCAUCCUGGCCAUGUACUGCCGUGUGUAUACCGUGGUGAAGAGGGAGACAAAUACCAUCAGGAGGGGCAGUAAGGGGGAAGGGGUUGAGACUGAGGGGGUGGUGCUGAGGAUACACAGAGGAAACGCUGCUCAGACGGGGAAGCAGGAGGAUGACGAGGGGAGCGAGAGGCAUAAACGCUCCACCUUUUCCCUGCAGCGGCUACUGAAGCUCUCCAAAGAAGAGAAGGCAGCCAAGACUCUUGGCAUUGUUGUCGGGUGCUUCGUUCUCUGCUGGCUCCCUUUCUUCCUGGUCUUACCCAUCGGAUCCAUCUUCCCAUCCUGUAAGCCCCCUGAAAUCAUCUUUAAAAUAACCUUCUGGCUGGGUUACCUCAACAGUUGCAUUAACCCCGUUAUCUACCCGUGCUUCAGUCGGGAGUUCAAGAAGGCCUUCCACAACGUGCUCCGCGGUCACUGCCUGAGAACUGCCAAACCUCAAGGACACACCACCACCUAUAUCUCCAGUUCAGUCCCCACAUCUAAUUCCUCUUAUCCCUCAGCCCAAGACAGUGCCACUGUUUCCUCAUGGUGUUGCUGCAGGGCCCUGACAGCGUCCUCGCCAUCUGUCGGCGAUCCAGAUCAGGCUCAAAGUGCACAAAUCCAGAGUAAGAGUCUGCUGAAGGUGUGGUGUUUCUCAGCAAGUCGAACUCCAGUGCCGCAGAAUUCCUCCACUCACGGGUCAGCUAAGGUCUUGCGUCUUUCUCUUGGGGUUAAAGGAGAGGCUGUUUGA
Molecule: messenger RNA, 1380 nt
Organism: Seriola dumerili (greater amberjack)
Lineage: Eukaryota; Metazoa; Chordata; Actinopteri; Carangiformes; Carangidae
Gene: adra1ab
Product: alpha-1A adrenergic receptor-like
Exons: 2
Coding region: 1-1380 (459 amino acids)
Biological process (GO): positive regulation of cytosolic calcium ion concentration; phospholipase C-activating G protein-coupled receptor signaling pathway; adenylate cyclase-activating adrenergic receptor signaling pathway
Cellular component (GO): membrane
Molecular function (GO): alpha1-adrenergic receptor activity
Source: RefSeq, a predicted model, not a curated record